CUGCUUCCUGAAUCCUGCCAGCACUGAUCAUUCGCAUGGUGAAGAAGCUAGCUACACUUAGUGGUUGCUACACAUACAACUAUGAGAUGGAUUCUUCAAACAGUUCUAAACAAAACAAUAAUCCAUCUCCUAAUGACGACCCAGCUGAUGAGGGCAAUGAGUUUUGUCCCGGUUUCAAGGAUGUUGAUGCAUUCGUGAAGUAUGGACUGGGCACUGUGGUAGCAGCUACCAAGUCAUCUGCCAGUUUACCUCAAGUAGGAGAUGAAUACGACUUCUAUCGUAGUUUCCCUGGAUUUCAAGAAUUCUGUGAAACUCAGGGCGAUACAAUGUUGCAUUGUAUGAGUCAGAUAAUGAAAUACCAUGGCUGCAGAGCUCAAAUGAGAGACCGCAACAAAUUGACAGGGUUGGAGGAAAGAUAUGACUUGGUGGUUGAUGCCAAUGAUGUCAUUCUUGAGAAAGUGGGUAUUCUGCUUGAUGAUACUGCCGGAGUCAAUCGGAGUCAGCAACCUGUCAUGCCAGCAGGUUUUCAGCCCCCUAAAAUUGUUGUAUCAAGUUGGAAUCGUAAGGGUGGUGACUCUGGAAGCAGUUCAGAGACUUUCCGACUCCUCCAUGCCAAAAACAUCACCAGGCCCCAGUUGAAAUUCCGGGAGAAGGUUGACAACAGUAACACCCCUUUUGUCCCCAAGAUCUUCAUUAAGCCCAAUGCAAUGAAAUCACUUCCUUCAUAUUUUACCAACAAACAAAUUCGCAAAGAGAGACCAGAGGAUUUGGAUGUUCCUGCUGCCCUUGCUGAUUUUAUUCACCAGCAAAGAACUCAAGAGCAUGUUGAAGACAUGUUUGCUCACCCUUACCAGUAUGAGCUGGAUCACCUUGUGUUUUCUGAGAAUCAGCUGUCCAAACCUGAACCCCAGAUGUACAAACCACUUGCUGAGACGAAGUGCUCGUUCAUUGACAAUGUGGAGGAUCUGGUGGCAGUAAAUGAGAAACUGACCAAAACAACUGAGUUUGCAGUAGAUUUGGAGCACCACUCCUACAGAAGUUUCUUGGGCAUCACCUGUCUAAUGCAGAUUUCCACAAGGGAAGAAGACUUCAUUAUCGACACCUUGGACCUACGCAGUGAGAUGUAUAUACUCAAUGAGGCGUUCACAGAUCCAAACAUCGUCAAGGUUUUCCACGGUGCUGACUCUGAUAUUGAAUGGCUGCAGAAGGAUUUGGGUCUUUACAUUGUCAACAUGUUUGACACGCACCAAGCAUCUCGUGUCCUUAAUUUGGGCAGACACUCACUGGACCACCUGCUAAAGCAGUUCUGCAAUGUGGACUCUGACAAACGCUACCAACUUGCAGACUGGAGAAUACGGCCUUUGCCAGAAGAGAUGCUGCAUUAUGCCCGGGCAGACACGCACUACCUGCUAUAUGUCUACGAUCGCCUGAGGGUGGACCUGUGGGAAAUGGGCAACGGGCAGCCUGCCCUGCUGCAGACGGUUUGGCAAAAAAGCAAAGACAUCUCACUGAAGAAAUACAUGAAGCCGCUCUUCACCGAGAACUCCUACAUGGACCUGCUGAGGAAACAGAAGAAGGCGUUCAACACGCAACAGUUAGCUGCCUUCAGGCUGCUGUAUGGCUGGCGGGACAAGCUGGCCAGGCAGGAGGAUGAGAGCACUGGUUAUGUCCUGCCCAAUCAUAUGAUGAUUAAGAUCUCUGAAGUCCUGCCCAAAGAGCCUCAAGGCAUCAUCGCUUGCUGUAACCCUGUCCCCCCAUUGGUGCGUCAGCAGGUCAACGAGCUCCAUCUAUUGGUGCAGCAGGCCAGGGAGAUGCCCUUACUGAAGGCAGAAAUUGCAGCUGACAAAAAGAAAGCGCUCACGCCAUUAAAAAAGCCAGAAAUGCCCCUGUUUGGUCCUCAUGAUACAUCCAGAGUCCCUGAAAGUGAAUUCCCCAGCUUCUCCCCAAAGGAACUCCCGACAAAACCUGGGUCUCUCUUUUCUGAUGAGGAGCAGGUAGAGGACGUUAACAUGCCGAACAUAAGUGGUCUUGUAGCAUCAGCAAAAAUCACACUGUUUGAGGACAAGGACACAGUCAAAGACUCAGGUCACCUCACAGUGGCACAACAAAAAGCAUACAUCAUUGUUGAUUCUUUUCAGAAUCCUUUCAGAAUGUAUCUACCAUCAACCGAAAUCCACAUCUCCAAAAAUGCUAAAUUUGACCCCUCUACAAAAAUAUAUGAGAUCAGUAAUAGAUGGAAGCUGCAGAGUAUAGAACAGCAACAUAAGGAGCUAGAGGCCAAAAAGAAAGAGAAAGAAGACGCAAAGGCAGCAGCAGAUUUUUCUUAUCCUGCAGAGGAAAGAAAGAAGGCCAAACAAAGUUACCAGGAAUCGCUUCAGAAUGUUUCAACUGUGCGUCAACAAGCUUCAGAGUCUACAAAUACAGGAGCAAAGAAAAGGGAAAGGGUUGCAAGUGGGACUGGAGAGUCAAACCCCAAACCAAACAAGAAACUCAUGAAAGCUGCUGAUAAGCAGGAGGAGUGUAUUCCACCUGCAGUUUUCAAACCCUUUGACUACAGCCAAUCUGAUUUCAAAGUUUUUGCUGGUGCCAAGGAAAAGGAUGGCAAACAGUUUGAUCCAGACAGACAAGGCCAAGAACCCAGGAAAAAGAAAAAUGCAAAAGGACCAAAAUCCAAUGCCUGUGCUGGAAACCGAAGUAUGUCCUUUUUUGGUGGAAAAUCGGAAAGAGGAUUCCUUCGUAACUGGCCUAAACGAUAGGACUACCCACCAAUUACCUUUUUUCAAACCGAAAACAUUUAUUUUGUGUGAAUCUGUUUACACAAUGAAAUGUAAAUACAUAUUACCAGAAGAAGUAUCUGUAAUAAUAAACAUCCUGCUUAA
Messenger RNA from Esox lucius (northern pike), 2879 nucleotides. RefSeq names its product exosome component 10 (gene exosc10). Gene Ontology annotation, cellular component: nuclear exosome (RNase complex); nucleolus. The record is from RefSeq and is a predicted model, not a curated record. The transcript is spliced from 25 exons. Lineage: Eukaryota; Metazoa; Chordata; Actinopteri; Esociformes; Esocidae. Gene Ontology annotation, molecular function: 3'-5'-RNA exonuclease activity; nucleic acid binding; nucleotide binding. The coding region runs from base 36 to 2756 and encodes 906 amino acids. Gene Ontology annotation, biological process: nuclear polyadenylation-dependent snoRNA catabolic process; histone mRNA catabolic process; nuclear polyadenylation-dependent snRNA catabolic process.